AUGAAACAGGGACUAAAUUUGAGGACUAAAAUGACAUUUAAGGAAAUAUUACAGACUGAAGUGCAAAUCGAUCCAAAAAGGGCUAACCUGCCAUUCUCGGCAAAACCUCAUCCAGAUCUGGUUUCUCCCUCUCCCCUUCUCGUUCGCUUGCCGACCAACCGGCCCCAGUUCUCGGACAGCCUCACAUCAGGCAAAGCGCAGCCCUCCCCGUCCUUUGCUUUUCCUGAAGAGAGAGCAAUGCUUGUCGGUAGGGGAAUGGGUCAACUUUGUGCCGUCCGCCCAACGGUGAAUAAAACAGGGGAGCAAUCAAAGGGCUUAAAAGAGGAGAGAAUAAGCAAUCUGAGGAAAUCUUAGGUUUUUGUUUCAAAGUUUUUGUAUAAAUAGAGAUGGAGAAUUGGAGAGAAGGGGGCGGACAAAAAAAUCGAGCCGAGAAAAAAAAGGAGGAGAUCCCAGAGCCUUGGGUGCCGGCGGAAGGAGGAAUUUCUUGAGUGCCCUAUUGCUUGUAAUCUGAUCUUUGAGGUAUUGACGCAACAUUGGGUCUCCCUAAUUCCAGAUUCUAUACAUCUUAUCUUGUCUGCGCCUCUUAUUGUGGAGACUGCUGCUUUAUGAAUUAAUUUUGAUCCACUGUGCUCCCGGAUUAUGUGUUUGUGUAAAUUCCUCCUUACUUGUGAAGUCAUGAUUUUAGAUUUUUGUAUACGCGUGGUGUUGCUUUCCUUCUCUGGACAUUUUGCAUUCUAAUAGUUUGAAGGUUUUCAUAUUUUCCUGAUGCAUCCAUUUCAGAUUAUAGUCUUCCAAAGCCAUGAUUCUGGUUGAAAUUCCAUGCCUUCCUUCAUGAUUCUUCCAUGUUUUCUUGCUGUGGCAGACUCAUUUUCUUGGAGCCAAAGUCAUUU
Molecule: messenger RNA, 890 nt
Organism: Rubroshorea leprosula
Lineage: Eukaryota; Viridiplantae; Streptophyta; Magnoliopsida; Malvales; Dipterocarpaceae
Source: the annotation of a GenBank genome assembly